Blastomyces gilchristii SLH14081 is the source of this 450-nucleotide messenger RNA. RefSeq lists its product as uncharacterized. The transcript has a single exon. Gene Ontology annotation, molecular function: oxoglutarate:malate antiporter activity. The record is from RefSeq and is a predicted model, not a curated record. Bases 1 to 450 code for a protein of 149 amino acids. NCBI's taxonomy places the organism in Eukaryota, Fungi, Ascomycota, Eurotiomycetes, Onygenales, Ajellomycetaceae.
AUGGUUGUUUCCUCUCCCAAGCCGGCCAGUGAUGCCUCUCAACAAUCCACCCCCCUCUUCCAUAACCCUUACAUCCGCCCCGCCUUACCCUUCAUCAAUGGCGGCUUAUCCGGUAUGACGGCAACGGCUGUCAUCCAGCCAAUUGACAUGGUAAAGGUGCGCCUGCAGCUCGCCGGCGAAGGUGCCCGGACAGGACCCCGUCCUACAGCGCUAGGCAUCACAAAACAGAUCAUAGCUUCAGGCAAAUUCCUAGACCUAUACACAGGUUUAUCGGCCGGCUUGCUUCGACAGGCCGUCUACACCACCGCCCGCCUGGGAUUUUUCGACACUUUUGCGAACUCCCUGAAAGCCCGCGCCGACGCCGCGGGGAAGAAAGUCACCUUUGCCGAACGCGCCGCAGCGGGGAUUGGGAGCUGGUGGCCUGGCGGCCAUGAUCGGGAACCCCGCUGA